Molecule: messenger RNA, 1905 nt
Organism: Stylonychia lemnae
Lineage: Eukaryota; Ciliophora; Spirotrichea; Sporadotrichida; Oxytrichidae
Source: the annotation of a GenBank genome assembly
AUGUUUAAAAAGCAAAAAUAGUCUCUGAUUGAUUUACCUGAAGUUGUGAUAAGAGAUAGAAACAAUCUGGACGACUACCUUUAUUAGCCGAAUACACUGUUUGAUUACAUUGACAUUGUAUUCGUAGAUGGAGAUGGCAGUUUACUACCUUGGUAAAAAAAAUGUGAUAAGCUCUCCAGGCUAUUUAAAAUGUGCAAAAUUACCAAUAAAUGUCUAUUUGCUGCUGGAUUUGGAAUGUAGAUGCUAAUCUAUUUCUGCGCUACUAACUUCGCAUAGCUAAAAGUCCUUAACAAUAAUGAAAAGGGAGGAGCUCUUUCUGGCAUUCAAGACAUGAAUUCUAAAAUAUUGCCAACAUUGGAAAAGAAUCAAGUAUUUUUAGAUAAUCUCACUGGAGAUUACUACUAGUAUGAAAGAGAAAAGAAUGAAUGGAAGCCAGUGGGAAAUGUAGGAUUGCACUAUUCAAGAGCAAUGGCAUCACAUGGUGGUCUAACUGGAGGAGAUCUUAUUAAAAAGGUAUCUACCUAUACAGAGAAGAAUAACUUCAAUAAGCCAUAGCUGUUUUUCUCAAAGUUGACAGAUGUAAAAUGCAGUAUAAAGAAACAGUACAUUUCACAUCCACUUCUCUAACAAUUACCCUAAGAGUUCGUAGUAGACAAUCAUAAUUCAUGGGAUCCUCAUCCAGUUAAUAUCACCAAUAUCUAAUAAAUACAAACUAACUAUGAUACACUGGCUGAGUCAGAAAGAGGACCUUAGAUAGUUUAGCAUAUGAAUACAGUUGCAGUAUAGUUUCAUAUCGAUAGAAAAUAUAAAGAGAGUUUAACAGUCCUAUAAAACUUCAUAAUUAUCAAGCUAGGAUUAUUCCAAUCUCAGGGGAAGAUUGAUUUUACAUUAGACUAAGCUUAUCUCAGAUAGUUUGUUAGAUCUUAGUGGAACAAUAAAAACAAACUCAAAGAUAGAGAAGAAGGUAGUCAGACCUUAAACAGCGACUUUGAAAUUUACAAAAGAAUUUUAGCAUUCGGGUAUGGGAUAUUCGAAAAGAUGAGGUGCUGUUAUCGUCGAUAAUAAUGCAGUAAGUUAAAUUCCAAUUCUAGCUCCAACGUUAAGAGAGUAAACUAGAAAAGAAUUAAUCUAGAUCUAAAUGAGAUCAUAGCAUUAAAAGGAAAAUAAAUCACUCACAAGGACAAUGCAAAAUAAUAAUAGUACUGCUCAGCCAUCAAACUAGACUCUCUAAAUAGACCUUAAGAAAAAAUCAAUUUUCAAACUGAAUAUGAUUCAGCUAGUAUUAUUUUCCAAGGUUCAAUGAGACCCAUUUCAGCUAUUCCAAGGAAGGGUGGGCUUUCCAGAGUUGGCAGUGCUAAGAGUAAUCUGAGAGAAAAACCUAGGAGCACUUUAAGACAUUUGAGGAACUAUUAAAUUGAGAAAGAGUUUUAGUCUUAACUCAAAAGUGAUGCUGAGUAGUAUCUCUGGAAAAAUCAGAAAGAAUUAAGAUAGAUGCUACAUCCUACAUUAUGUGAAGAAUUCUUACCUGAAGAUCGUGAUAUGACCACUAAACAAAAUUCGUUGAUAUCAAGGAAUGUCACAAAUCAAACUCCUAGUAGAAGAGUUUUCAACAGAUUCAAAGAAUUUCAAUAGCUCCCUUAAUACGACAUAGAAAAGCCUAUCAUCAGAAUAUCAUCUCCUUAUGUUGGGUGCGAAGAGGAGUAAACAAGAAAAAGAGACAGAGAAAUUAAAUAGAAGAGCAUUGUGCCACAGGAUUUCAAAACUAGCUUUGGAAAAGCUUCUAUAAACAAUAAUACUAAUUUUAUUCCAAACUAUGUUACAAUGGAUCCCUCUUAACCACCACUUUUGCAUAAAUUUAGAUAAGACACUAAAGACUAAUGGUUGAAGGGAACAUUCAAACUCUGA